AUGUCGCCAUUGCUGCAAGCUCUUGUGAGCGGAUUGGCCUUGGCCAGCUCCGCUAUUGCUACGGGACAGCAUGAGAUUGAUUCUUUGGUUGCUUCUCAGAUUCUGACAGAUCCCUACGCCUAUGACUUUCCUCGCUUGGGUGCCCCUGGAUCUUCGCAGUUCCCCAUGCGCAAUUGCCAUGGGUUCAAGCUGGAAGAGGCCAGUGUCGACGAUAUCCAGGCUCGGUUGACCAAUGGAACUUUCACUAGUGUUCAGCUGCUCGAGUGCUACCUUGACCGCAUCACUCAAACACAGCCUUAUCUGAAUGCCAUUCUACAGCAUAAUCCGGAUGCUUUCCACAUUGCGCAAAUGCUGGAUGAGGAGCGUGCCAAUGGUAAGGUCCGUGGUCCUCUACAUGGAAUUCCUUUCAUUGUCAAAGACAACAUUGCGUCCAAGGACCGCAUGGAGACUACUGCUGGCUGCUGGGCUCUGCUUGGCAGCGUUGUCCCUCGUGAUUCCUUCGUUGUCCACGGCAUGCGUAAGGCUGGUGCUCUGCUCUUGGGCAAGGGUGCUUUGAGUGAGUGGGCUGAUAUGCGCUCCAACAACUACUCCGAGGGCUUCAGCGCUCGUGGUGGUCAGUGCCGUAGUGCUUACAACUUCACCGUGAACCCUGGUGGUAGCAGCACUGGUCCCGGUGUUGCUGUGGGUGCUAACCUGAUCCCCAUCGCCCUUGGUACCGAGACCGAUGGCAGUGUUAUCAACCCUGCUCAGCGCAAUGCUAUUGUCGGCAUCAAGCCCACUGUUGGCCUGACUUCCCGUGACGGUGUUAUUCCUGAGUCCCUGCACCAGGAUACCAUUGGUACUUUCGGCAAGACUGUUCGCGAUGCUGUCUACGCCCUUGACGCCAUUUACGGCGUUGACACUCGCGAUAACUACACACUUGCUCAGCAGGGCAAGACCCCUGAGAAAGGAUACACCCAGUUCCUUUCCAACAAGGAUGCUCUCAAGGGCGCUGUAUUUGGUCUCCCUUGGGAGUCCUUCUGGGCUUUUGGCGAUGCUGUCCAAAUCGCUCAGCUUGAAGAGCUGCUCGAUCUGAUCAAGUCUGCCGGAGCUACUAUUAUUAAUGGAACUGAGCUUCCCCAUUAUAAGGAAAUUGUUUCUCCCGAUGGCUGGAACUGGGACUAUGGCUCCACCCGCGGCUACCCCAACGAGUCAGAGUACUCCUAUAUCAAGGUCGACUUUUACAACAACCUCCGUGACUACCUUGCCGAGUUGAACAACACCGAUGUCCGUUCCGUCGAGGAUCUUGUUCAGAACAACAUUGACAACUACGGCUCCGAGGGUGGUUAUCCUGGCAUUCACCCUGCCUUCGGCUCCGGCCAGGAUGGCCUUGUUGCCUCCCUGGAGAGCAAGGGUAUCAUGAAUGCGACCUACUGGGAUGCUCUUGCUUUCUGCCAGCGCACUACCCGCGAAGAGGGCAUCGAUGCUGCCUUGAAGUGGAAGAACCGCACCCUGGACGGUCUUCUCGUCCCCCCUGAUGUCGCUCAGAGCAUCCAGAUCGCCGCACAGGCCGGGUACCCUGUUAUCACUGUUCCCGCUGGUACUGAGCAGGAAUCCGGCAUGCCGUACGGUCUUGCUAUCAUGAACACUGCUUUUUCGGAGCCUACUCUGAUCAAGUACGCCAGUGCUAUUGAAGACCUCCAGAAGACCUCUGGCACCCAAUGGCAGCGUACUCUUCCUGAGUGGCGUGGUUACCUCGAGCGUAAUCUGCCUGUGAUCAUGUAA
Molecule: messenger RNA, 1764 nt
Organism: Penicillium angulare
Lineage: Eukaryota; Fungi; Ascomycota; Eurotiomycetes; Eurotiales; Aspergillaceae
Exons: 2
Coding region: 1-1764 (587 amino acids)
Source: RefSeq, a predicted model, not a curated record